Molecule: messenger RNA, 1218 nt
Organism: Capsicum annuum
Lineage: Eukaryota; Viridiplantae; Streptophyta; Magnoliopsida; Solanales; Solanaceae
Exons: 1
Coding region: 1-1218 (405 amino acids)
Source: RefSeq, a predicted model, not a curated record
AUGAAUAAUCUAGACUGUAGUUGGAUGUAUGAGAGGUUAGAUGGACGAGGAGGUUUAUACUCUAGAUUUGUAACCGGGGUGGAUGAAUUUAUUCAAUUCUCAUGUUCUCAACCAAAUCGUAUGAGUGGUGACAAAGUUAGAUGUCCAUGUGCAAAAUAUCAGAAUUAUAAAUUCAUGGAUGUUGAAACUGUUAAAUGUCACCUUUAUCAAUCUGGAUUUAUUGAGAACUAUUUUAUUUGGAAGCAUCAAGGGGAAAGAGAUGAUAUAAGUGAGACUUCUUAUGGUAAUGCAUUGCAUGGUGGUGGUCAACCAAUAUGCGAAGAGAAUCCAUACCAACAAAUGAUUUUGGAUGCAGCUGGUCCCAACUUUUCUCAGGGUUCAAGCUGGCAAUCUUAUAGCAAUAGUGAACCCGAGUCAUCUCAUCCUUUUCAACAUUCAAUGGAGGAAGAUCCUAAUCCCGUUUCUAAAAAAUUUUAUGAUUUGUUAGAUGCUGCUGAUGCAGAAUUAUAUCCCAGUUCAUCCCUCUCUCAACUUGUAGUUGUCUCUCUAAUGUUGAAUAUUAAAAUAAAGAACAAUAUGUCACAGAGAGGAUAUAACCAAAUGAUGCAAUUGCUUAAGGAGUCUUUACCUGAAGAUAACAUCGUGCUUGAUAACUAUUAUCAGACGAAGAAGUUAAUGCGUAGCUUGGGUUUGCCAGUUGAAAAGAUUGAUUAUUGUGAAUCAGGAUGUAUGUUGUAUUGGGGUGAUGAUGAUGAACACCUUACAUCUUGUAAAUUUUGUAGCAAGCCAAGAUAUAAGCGUUGUGUUGGCUCUCGUAAGAGAAAAUUGGUCCCUUACAAGAGAAUGUAUUAUUUUCCUUUGAUUCCGAGAUUGCAAAGAUUAUAUGCAUCUCAUGCCACAGCUGCUGACAUGAGACGACAUCAUGAUCAUAAAAAAGAGGAUGGUGUGAUGCGCCAUCCAUCAGAUUCUGAGGCUUGGAAGCACUUCAAUGAAAGUCAUCCCUUUUUUGCCGCUAAACCAAGAAAUGUCAGGUUGGGGUUAUGUACAGAUGGUUUUCAACCAUUCAGUCAGUCUGGAAGAAAAUAUUCUUUGUGGUCAGUGAUUGUUACUUUAUACAAUUUACCUCCAGGAAUGUGCAUGAAAGAAGCUUAUAUGUUCUUAACUAUCAUUGUUUCAGGUCCCAGCAAUCCUAAACAUAAAAUUGAUGUUUACCUGUAA